Magnolia sinica is the source of this 3968-nucleotide messenger RNA. RefSeq names its product probable sucrose-phosphate synthase 3. Gene Ontology annotation, biological process: sucrose metabolic process. The transcript is spliced from 12 exons. Lineage: Eukaryota; Viridiplantae; Streptophyta; Magnoliopsida; Magnoliales; Magnoliaceae. Gene Ontology annotation, molecular function: sucrose synthase activity; sucrose-phosphate synthase activity. Bases 482 to 3727 code for a protein of 1081 amino acids. The record is from RefSeq and is a predicted model, not a curated record.
GUGAAAGGAUUCUGUUUCAACAGCUUUGGUUUUUAUACAGAAAGCCUUGUAAGAUCUCCUUCUCUAUCUCUGUCUAUCUAUCUAUCUAUCUAUCUGUCUCUCUAUAUAAACACAAACAUGAUUUCCUGAGAACUCAAAACCUUCUUUCUUCUUUCUAAACAUCUCUCUCUCUCUCUCUCUCUCUCUCUCUCUCUCUCUCUCUCCAAGAAAUCCAUUUUUUCUUCAUCAUUAAACAAAACCCACAUACCAGAAUCUCUCUCACUCUCUAUACAUUCCAUACAAAUAUAAAGAAGGAAAAUCUCAAUUGUAACUUCCUAUUAAACAAGACCUCUCUCUCUCUCUCUCUCUCUCUCUCUCUCUAAACAUUCCAUACAAAUAUAAAGAAGGAAAAUCUCAAUUGUAACUUCUUAUUUAACAAGACCCAUCUCUCUGUUUCUCUCAAUCUUUAUAUCUAUAUAGUGACAGUCUUUAUACCACAGCAAUGGCUGGGAAUGAAUGGAUCAAUGGCUACUUGGAAGCGAUCUUGGACAGCGGGGCGUCGGCGAUCGACGACAGUAGGCCAUCGCCCUCUGUGAAUGUGCGGGACCGGGGCAAUUUCAAUCCCACCAAGUACUUCGUCGAGGAGGUGGUGACCGGUGUCAAUGAGACUGACCUCCACCGGACAUGGAUAAAGGUCGUCGCCACCCGAAACACCCGUGAGCGGAACAACCGCCUUGAGAACAUGUGCUGGCGCAUUUGGCACCUCGCUCGCCGCAAGAAGCAGCUAGAAUUGGAAUAUUUUCAAAGGAUCACAAACCGGAGGUGGGAGCAGGAGCAAGGGCAGAGAGAUGCAACUGAAGACUUGUCGGAGGACUUGUCAGAGGGCGAGAAAGGGGAUACAAUGGGGGAGAUGAUGCAGAGCGAGACCCCAGCAAAAAAGCUCCAAAGGAAUGUCUCAGAUCUUCCAGUCUGGUCUGAUGAUAACAAGGGGAAGAAACUCUACAUAAUCCUCAUCAGUUUGCAUGGCCUAGUUCGUGGAGAAAACAUGGAGCUGGGCCGAGAUUCUGAUACGGGCGGUCAGGUCAAAUAUGUGGUUGAACUUUCUCGCGCGCUUGCUAUGAUGCCGGGGGUGUACCGGGUAGACCUCUUCACACGACAGAUAUCAUCCCCUGACGUGGACUGGAGCUAUGGAGAGCCUGCAGAGAUGUUAACCUCGGGCUCGUAUGAUGCGGACGGUAAUGAUGUGGGUGAGAGUAUUGGGGCUUAUAUCAUAAGGAUACCAUUCGGUCCGAGGGAUAAAUAUCUUCGAAAAGAGUUGCUAUGGCCCCAUAUUCAAGAAUUCGUCGAUGGAGCUCUGGCCCACAUUCUUAACAUGUCGAGGGUGUUAGGCGACCAGAUUGGUGGGGGCCAGCCAGUUUGGCCAUAUGUGAUCCAUGGCCAUUAUGCUGAUGCGGGAGAUAGCGCAGCCCUUCUUUCGGGUGCGCUGAAUGUCCCGAUGGUCCUGACGGGCCACUCACUUGGGAGGAAUAAGUUGGAGCAGCUUCUCAAGCAGGGCCGCCAAUCGAAGGAGGAUAUCGACACUACUUACAAGAUCAUGCGGCGGAUAGAAGCUGAGGAACUGUCGCUGGAUGCUGCAGAGCUCGUCAUCACAAGCACCAAGCAAGAGAUUGACGAACAGUGGGGCCUGUAUGAUGGUUUUGAUGUGAAGCUCGAAAAGGUGUUGAGGGCCCGGGCCAGACGUGGGGUCAAUUGCCACGGUCGGUACAUGCCGAGGAUGGUGGUUAUCCCUCCUGGUAUGGACUUCAGCAAUGUUGUAGUUCAGGAAGACACAGAGGAAGCAGAUGGAGAACUUGCAGUGCUUAUCAGUGGUGCUGAUGGUAGUUCUUCAAAGGUGGUCCCACCCAUAUGGGCCGAGGUGAUGCGCUUCUUCACAAAUCCUCACAAGCCAAUGAUCUUGGCCUUAUCGAGACCGGACCCGAAAAAGAACAUCACUACUCUCCUGAAAGCCUUUGGUGAAUGCCGCCCGUUAAGGGAGCUUGCAAAUCUGACAUUGAUAAUGGGAAACCGAGACGACAUUGACGAGAUGUCGUCAGGGAAUGCAAGCGUCCUACUAACAGUCUUGAAGCUGAUCGACAAGUAUGACCUCUACGGGCUCGUGGCCUACCCAAAGCAUCACAAGCAGGCCGACGUUCCAGAAAUCUAUCGCCUCGCUGCAAACACAAAGGGAGUCUUCAUAAAUCCAGCUUUAGUUGAGCCUUUUGGACUUACCUUAAUCGAGGCAGCAGCGCAUGGGCUUCCAAUGGUGGCUACUCAAAAUGGCGGUCCAGUUGACAUUCAUCGGGCACUGAACAAUGGACUGCUCAUCGACCCACAUGACCAGCAGGCGAUUGCCAGCGCUCUACUAAAACUAGUUGCGGACAAGAAUCUAUGGCAUGAAUGCAGGAAGAAUGGGUGGCGGAACAUACACCUGUUCUCCUGGCCUGAGCAUUGCCGGUCAUACCUGACAAGGGUGGCGGCCUGCCGGAUGAGGCACCCACAGUGGAAGAUGGACACGCCAUCUGACGAUGUGGCUGUGGAGGAGUCGUUGGGAGACUCACUCAAGGACAUGCAGGAUAUGUCCCUCCGGCUCUCUGUUGACGUCGACAAACCUUCCCUAAACGGAUUGGUGGAGCACAGCCCAGCUGAUUUGGAGAAAGUGGCCGUGGGAAAGGGUGGGCCUGAGCUGCAAGACCAAGUGAAACAGAUUCUGAACAAGAUAAAGAAGCCGAUGCUGGAAACCCAAGGCUCAGAAGUGGGAAAGAUGCAGCCAGAGAACACCAGAAACACGGCAAAUAAGUAUCCCAUCUUGAGGCGCCGGCGGAGGCUAUUCGUCAUAGCGGUUGACUGCUACGAUGAGAAAGGACACCCCAGUAAAAGGAUGCUGCAGGUCAUACAGGAGACUUUCAAGGCCGUCCGGUCUGAUCCUCAAACGUCGAGAUUCUCAGGUUUCGUGCUGUCGACGGCAAUGCCUGUCUCCGAGACACUAGAAUUCUUGAAAUCGGGAAAGACCCAAGUGAAGGAUUUUGAUGUUCUGAUCUGCAGCAGUGGAAGUGAAGUGUAUUACCCGGGCACUUGUGUGGAAGAUGGCGGGAAGCUCUGCCCAGACCUGGACUAUGCCUCACACAUUGAUUAUCGUUGGGGGCGGGACGGCUUGAAAAGAACUAUCUUGAAAUUAAUGAGCUCACAGGAUGGCACGGACAGUAAGAAGUCCGAGCAUUCUUCGACCGGAAUUGACGAAGAUGCGAAAUCAAGCAACACUCACUGCAUUUCGUAUUUCAUUAGAGAUUCCACCAAGGCAAAGAAAGUGGAUGAUUUGAGGCAGAAGCUACGAAUGCGGGGCCUGCGCUGCCAUCUGAUGUACUGCAGGAAUUCUACAAGAUUGCAGGUCAUCCCUCUCCUUGCAUCAAGAUCACAGGCACUCAGGUACCUGUUUGUUAGGUGGGGUUCGAAUGUUGCGAAAAUGUACGUAAUCCUUGGUGAGACGGGUGACACUGAUCAUGAAGAACUGAUCUCCGGGUCCCACAAGACUGUGAUCAUGAAAGGGGUUGUGGAGAAAGGUUCGGAAGAGUUCCUUAGAACUGCAGGGAGCUAUCAGAAGGAUGACAUUGUUCCUAAGGAAAGCCCGCUCAUCGCACACGCAGAUGGACUGGCAGCUGACGGAAUCUCGAUUGCUCUGAAUGAGGUCUCUAAAUCAUCUGUUGGAAUGUGAUGACAGUACAGGCAGACCUGAAUAAUGUGAAAAAGGAAAAAUAAAGCCUCUGUAAGUUUCAUAUAAGAAUGUACUGUGUUUUCAUUCUUCAAAUUACAGUGGAAAGGCAGUUAUAUGUUUUGCCCGCAUGUUCUGUAUUUGUAUCAAAGAAAUCCUGGCCGGAUCUCAUAAAUUGAGUUAAAUGUAAAAUAUGUAGAUGAAUGUGGCGAAUGUAGCAGAAUCACUACUAGCUGCAAUCUCA